Messenger RNA from Oreochromis niloticus (Nile tilapia), 2060 nucleotides. RefSeq names its product isocitrate dehydrogenase (NADP(+)) 1 (gene idh1). Gene Ontology annotation, molecular function: isocitrate dehydrogenase (NADP+) activity; magnesium ion binding; NAD binding. The transcript has 9 exons. NCBI's taxonomy places the organism in Eukaryota, Metazoa, Chordata, Actinopteri, Cichliformes, Cichlidae. The coding region runs from base 158 to 1402 and encodes 414 amino acids. Gene Ontology annotation, biological process: isocitrate metabolic process; NADP+ metabolic process. The record is from RefSeq and is a predicted model, not a curated record. Gene Ontology annotation, cellular component: mitochondrion; cytosol; peroxisome.
UUAAACGUUUGCCGCUCUUCUCUGAUUGGCCAAGACUCUUGCCAGUGAGCUCGCGGAAUAGAAACCGGCACCUAGCAGCUAGAUAGCCGUCUUCUCCGGCAGGUCAUCGUUCAGUUUUCUCGUCUCUGGUUGUGUCGUGGACCUCGAACUCAAUAAGAUGUCUCCCAAGAUCAAGGCUGGCUCUGUGGUGGAGAUGCAGGGAGAUGAAAUGACUCGGGUCAUCUGGGAGCUCAUUAAGGAGAAACUCAUCUUUCCGUACCUGGAGCUCGACUUGCACAGCUAUGACCUUGGGAUGGAGAACCGAGAUGCAACUGACGACCGGGUGACAGUUGAGGCAGCAGAGGCAGUCCACCGUUACAAUGUGGGCAUUAAGUGCGCCACCAUCACGCCAGACGAGAAACGCGUGGAGGAGUUCAAGCUCAAGCAGAUGUGGCGCUCACCCAACGGGACCAUCCGUAACAUCCUCGGGGGCACAGUGUUCAGGGAAGCCAUCAUAUGUAAGAAUAUCCCCCGCCUGGUGUCCGGCUGGACCAAGCCCAUCAUCAUCGGCAGACAUGCCCAUGGAGAUCAGUACAAAGCCACAGACUUUGUGGUGCCUGGGCCUGGGAAAGUGGAGAUGACCUACACACCCGCAAAUGGAGAGCCUGUCAAAUAUCUGGUCCAUGAGUUUGAGGGCACAGGUGGUGUGGCCUUGGGAAUGUACAACACAGAUAAGUCCAUCAGGGAUUUUGCUAAUAGCUCUUUCCAGAUUGCUCUGUCCAAAGGCUGGCCUCUAUACCUCAGCACCAAGAACACCAUCCUGAAGAAGUACGAUGGACGCUUCAAAGACAUCUUUCAGGAGAUCUAUGAGAAAGAGUAUCGUGCUCAGUUUGAGUCCAAGGGCAUCUGGUAUGAGCACCGUCUCAUUGAUGACAUGGUGGCCCAAGCCAUGAAAUCUGAGGGAGGCUUCAUUUGGGCCUGCAAGAACUAUGAUGGAGAUGUACAGUCUGACUCUGUGGCACAAGGCUACGGCUCCCUGGGUAUGAUGACCAGUGUGCUUGUCUGUCCUGAUGGUCGUACAGUAGAGUCAGAGGCUGCCCAUGGCACAGUGACUCGACAUUACAGACUACACCAGCAGGGAAAGGAAACCUCCACCAAUCCUAUUGCCUCCAUCUUUGCCUGGACACGGGGCCUGCUUCACCGGGCAAAGCUUGAUAACAAUGCCGAGCUGCGAGUGUUCUCUGAGGCGCUGGAGGCUGUUUGCAUCGAGACCAUUGAGGCUGGUUUCAUGACCAAAGAUUUGGCUAUCUGCAUCAAAGGCCUUGCAAAUGUGAAACGUGCUGACUACUUGAACACCUUUGAGUUCCUGGACAAAUUGGCAGAGAACCUGAAGAUCAAGUUGGCAAGCCAGCCCAAGCUGUGAUUUCAUCUCCCAGCCUUCAAAGCAGUUUAACACAGACACAUAUGCAUUCAGACACAUGCUCACCCACAGAAACACCUACACAGUUACUGGAAUUUUGGGCCCCACCACCCCAUGGAAAGGGAAGAGUGCACUCAGAAUUCCAGAAUUGAAUCAAAGUCAGUCAUCAGCCAGAGAGGGUCAGUCAAGAACGAUGCCUUGUCCAGAAGAAAGCAGAAUGGAGGCUUCUGAUCACAACCUUGGAUUGCUACAAGAUAAAAUUAUGCUUGUGACAGUGACGCUGGGCCGUGACCUGAUAUCUCAGUUCCCUUGUUUACCCUAAUUGCACUCAGUUCCCCUGAAGACAUCUGUACCAUGCAGGGGGACAGUAUUGGUCUGAAAGGGCCUCUGGACCUUCACUGCCUUAUACAUUUUGUCAUCUGUUAAUUCUCUUCAUCUCUUUCACCUUGUAACUUUUUAACAAUACCUCAGGCAAGAGUUUAUGAAAUAGUGCCAGAAAAACAGAGCAAUGUCAGGCUGUACAUAACUAAUGAAAGCUCUCUGCACUGCAGGAGAGUGACAAUGCAUUCCGUGAAGGUUUUACACUAACUGUACUAUAAUACACAGAGUUUAUGAUUUGAAAACAAAUGGUAUUAAAGUACAAUACUUGCUUUUAAUUUCA